Molecule: messenger RNA, 2052 nt
Organism: Geosmithia morbida
Lineage: Eukaryota; Fungi; Ascomycota; Sordariomycetes; Hypocreales; Bionectriaceae
Product: Fungal trans
Exons: 5
Coding region: 1-2052 (683 amino acids)
Biological process (GO): positive regulation of transcription by RNA polymerase II; DNA-templated transcription
Molecular function (GO): zinc ion binding; DNA-binding transcription factor activity, RNA polymerase II-specific; sequence-specific DNA binding
Source: RefSeq, a predicted model, not a curated record
AUGCCUCGCAAGAGCUUCUCGCUCAACCCUCUGCUCAAGGUCUCGAGACCGGUAUCUGCCUGCUCGCGAUCUUGCACCGCAUGUGAAAAGGCAGGCCGUGCAAAUGAAUGUUCAGCAGCAAAUGAUCAGUUUGCUAGGGGAAAGGAGAGAAGCUACGUCGCUGCUCUGGAACUUCGUAUCGAGAAGCUCGAGAGGCGCCUCCAGUAUGCCAAGAACCGCAAGGCCUCUCUGGGCGUCCAAGAGCCCGACCUGUCCUCCUUGGCCCAGCCGGUCGACGAGGACGACAGGCGUGAUUCCAUGGCUCAUAUCCGCGCAGCUAUCCACCGCAAGGCUGCUAGGAGUCGCGAGAACUCUGACGUCAACACUCUUGUAUCGGAUUUUGGCUUCCUCUCCGUCCACGCCAACACCAGAGACUUUGGCCCUACGGUCGGCAACAUGACCUUUUCCCGACUCGUCCUCACAGCCGCCACGAACGACGCCCUUCCCGAGUCGUCUGGGGUCGAGCUACCCCCGUGGGAGACGGCCGAGGCCGUCGUCGACCUGUACAUGGCCAACUUCCACUCCCUGUUGCCCUUCUUCCCGGAGUCGACGCUCCGGUCCACCAUGCAGGACCUGUACAGCCAGGAGGACCGCUUCAUCAAGGAUCUGGAUCUCUGGCUCUUCUACAUGGUCCUGGCCGUCGGCUCAGUAGCCCAGACCCGCGUCAUCCACGACGACUGCUACAGGAACGGCGUCAGCUACGCCAGGAAGGCCCUCGAGUUUGCCGACCGCGCCCUGACCCCCGGGCAUAUCUCCCAGAUCCAGUCCCUCCUCCUCCUCACCCAGUACUCCAUGCUCGACCCCGCCCACUUUGACGCCUGGCACCUCAUAGGCUUCACCACCAGGGCCGUCGUCGACCUCGGCCUCCACCAAGACCCCCCCCUGUCGUCGGUAGCCGACAAGGGCGCCCUCGAUAUGCGCCGCAAAAUCUUCUACUGUGCUUACAGCCUAGACCGAGCCAUCAGCAUGGUCCACGCCCGGACAUUCUCCUUCACCGACGACUCCACCAACGUCCUUUUCCCCAACUCGCUGAUGAAGCAGCCGUCGUAUUCGUCGAGCCCGGCGCUGCUCCUCUUCCAGCUCCGCCGAGCCCAGUCGUACUGGUACCAGGAGCUGUACCAGACGCACUCGACGGUGCCGCUGCACGACCCGACUUCCUUCGUGUGGCAGAUGUGCCUCGAGAUGCGCGAGUGGGGGGAGUCUCUGCCGCGGGACCUGCCACCGGCUAUCCGCCAGGUCUUUGACCAAGAGCUCCUGUACAGCUACGUGUACUGCAUCGCGCCGUCGAGCCGCGCCCCCGACAUCACCGACUACAGCCGCACCCUCAUCUUCGAGUACUCGGUCACCUACCUGGACACGAUGCACCAGACGGCCCACCAUGGCGACGACCUCGUCAGCAGCAUGCCCUUCUACACCUACCACGACGCCCUCAAGGUCUACUUCAUGGCCAACCAGCUUCUCGCCGUCCUCCUCGACGCCGAGAACAUGCUCCUCACGGGGCCCCAGACGCCCCCUCCCGCCUACCGUCCCAACGCACCCCCUCCCCCCCCGGUCCCCCGGGUCCGCAACGGUAACGCCAGCGCCGGCAGCUACGGCGAGUACGCCAACCUGGGUGGUGCCGGCGCCGGCGCCGGAAGCAACCUGGACAGGAGCAUCGGCUGCCUCGAGCGCGUCGACGAGACCCUCGCAAAGUUUGGUGAGCGGUGGGAGGAGUCGGCCAUGCUCAAGGUCAGCUUCGAGAGGAUCUCGGGCGACGUAAUCGACAGGCUCAAGAGACGCAAGGAGAUUGCGGGGGAUGCCGCCACCAUGAGUCUUCAUCAACAUCAGCAGCAGCAGCAGCAGCAGCAGCAGCAGCAGCAGUCACAACCGGCAUACUACAACGCUGACCUCGGCGACCGGCUGGAUAUGUCGCAGCGCCGGCCGCACCACGUCGUGCCGUCUGGAGAUGUGCAAUGGGGCGGCAGCGUACAGCGACAGAUGAUGCCCCAUCCCGGCCAGCCUGGGCCGCAAUGA